UGGGAAUCCGUACCUCAAUGCUGAUGGGGAAGUGUUGUGCUCCCAGGCACUGGCAGAUAAGAUGCUGGGCUUCUUGUCAUACUGAAGCAUAGGGCUGGCUCACGAGAAGCUGCCAGCAGGACUUCAUGAUUUGGGAGACCCAAAUCUUCAGCAGCACGUUGCUCUGUUUCUUUCUAAAUUUGUACACCAUCCGACAGCUGCAAAGCUAUAAUUUUAAGUUGUGAAUGAGCAAAUUUUGUACUGGUUUCACGGGCUGAGGAUAAGCGAAAGAAUUGCUCAAGGCACGUGCAGGGCUGAAUUUAGAACCAGCAAAGAGUCAGACUGGCAGGAGGCUGCAGUCUUGGUUUCCACAGCGGCUACGUGCUAUGGCUAUGUGAGCACCCUGCAGGCCGUACUCCUGGCGUGUUUCUCUGCUGACCUGGUGGAAAAACUCUGGUAAGCCCGAGGGAAUUUAGACUGGAACUGAACUCUGGAAAAACAAAGUGGAGCUUGGAGCAUGUGGCCUGAGGAUUGCCUUACAAAGCCAGGGGUGGUAGCUAAGAAGUGAGCAGGAUGCCCCCAGGCAUUUACUGCCCUAUGGAAUUCUGGUCCAAGGGGGAAAACCAAAACAUCCAGGUGGACUUCCUGCUGCCCACAGGCAUAUACUUAAACCUCUCUGUGUCCUGCAAUGCCAGCUUGGGCACCAUCAAGCAGGUGGUGUGGAAGCAUGCUCAGUAUGAGCCACUGUACCAUAUGCUCAGUGAUCCGGAGGCCUAUGUCUUCACAUGCAUCAACCAGACAGCCGAACAGCAAGAGUUGGAGGAUGAGCAACGUCGGCUUUGUGACAUCCAGCCCUUCUUACCGGUACUGCGGCUCGUGGCUCGAGAAGGAGACAGAGUCAAGAAGGUUAUUAACUCCCAGAUCAGCCUGCUCAUUGGAAAAGGUUUGCACGAGUUCGACUCUGUGCAGGAUCCGGAGGUGAAUGAUUUCCGCACCAAAAUGUGCCAGUUCUGUGAGGAGAGAGCAGCAAAGCGGCAGCAGCUCAGCUGGGCAGCUUGGAUGGAGUACAACUUUCCCUUGCAGCUGGAGCCCAUGGCCAAAGGCUUUGGGACUGGUCCUCUACAUACCCCCACCAAGAACAUUUUUGUCAACGUCAGGUUUCAGUCUGGCGGGGAGAGCUUCACUUUCCAGAUCUCCCCAAAGGAGUUCCCCAUCACAUUAAUGAGCUAUGCUAUCAAGAAGCAGGCUACCGUCUUCCGCCAUGAGACAGUGGAGAACCCAGAGGACUACACCCUGCAGGUGAAUGGGAAAUGUGAAUAUCUCUAUGGGAACUACCCCCUGUACCAGUUCCAGUAUAUUCGCAGCUGCCUGCACCGAGGCCUAACGCCCCACCUGACCAUGGUACACUCCUCCACUAUCGUUGCUAUGAGAGAUGAGCAAACCAACUGUAUUGCCAGCCCCCCAAAGAUGGCUGCCAAGCCUCCCCCGCUCCCUAAGAAAAAGCCAAACUAUAGUUCUCUCUGGUCCUUAGAGCAGUCUUUCUACAUUGAGCUGGUGCAAGGCAGCAAGGUCAAUGCAGACGAGAGAAUGAAGCUGGUCGUGCAAGCAGGUCUCUUUCAUGGCAAUGAGAUGCUGUGCAAGACAGUGUCAAGCUCUGAAGUGAACGUAUGCUCAGAGCCAGUGUGGAAGCAGAGGCUGGAUUUUGAUAUUAACAUCUGUGAUCUUCCCCGUAUGGCGCGGCUCUGCUUUGCCCUCUACGCUGUCAUCGAGAAGGCAAAGAAGGCACGUUCCACCAAGAAGAAGUCCAAGAAAGCUGACUGCCCAAUUGCGUGGGUGAAUGUCAUGCUCUUUGACUAUAAGGAUCAGCUGAAAACAGGGGAGUGCUGCUUGCACAUGUGGUCCUCCUUUCCAGAUGAGAAAGGGGAACUUCUGAACCCCAUGGGCACGGUACAGUGCAACCCCAACACAGAAAGUGCAGCAGCCUUGGUCAUCUGCUUCCCCAGUGUUGCAUUGCAUCCUGUGUAUUACCCAUCAUUUGAGCAGCUGCUGGAGUUGGGGAGAAAUGGAGAACAACCCCGUGCUGCACCAGAAGAUCCUGAGGAGAAGCUGCAACUGAAGGAGAUACUGGAGCGGAGGAGCCACACAGAACUAUAUGAGCAUGAGAAAGACCUGGUGUGGAAGAUGAGGUAUGAUAUCCGUGACCAGUACCCACAAGCUUUGGCAAAGUUGCUUAUCAUCACCAAAUGGAACAAGCAUGAAGAUGUUGCCCAGAUGAUUUCCCUGCUUCAGACCUGGCCAGAGUUGCCUGUCCUGAAUGCCUUGGAGCUGCUGGAUUUUAGCUUUCCUGACCGUUAUGUUGGUUCCUUUGCUAUCAACUCAUUAAAGAAGCUGACAGAUCAUGAAUUGUUCCAAUACCUGCUACAGCUUGUCCAGGUGCUUAAGUAUGAAUCCUACUUAGACUGUGAAUUAACCAAGUUCCUGCUGGACAGGGCGUUAUCCAACCGCAAGAUCGGCCACUUCCUCUUCUGGCAUCUGAGGUCAGAAAUGCAUGUUCCUGCAGUUGCCUUGAGGUUUGGCCUGAUCCUGGAAGCAUACUGCAGAGGCAGCACCCACCAUAUGAAAGUUCUGAUGAAACAGGGAGAAGCACUCAACAAGAUGAAAGCUCUGAAUGACUUUGUUAAAGUGAGUUCUCAGAAGGCCACCAAGCCUCAAACCAAGGAGAUGAUGCAUAUGUGCAUGAAGCAGGAAACUUACCUUGAAGCACUUUCCCACCUCCAGUCCCCCCUGAACCCCAACAUUAUCCUCGCUGAAGUUUGUGUGGAUCAGUGCACCUUUAUGGACUCCAAAAUGAAACCUUUAUGGAUUGUGUUUAAUAAUGAAGAGACAGGUGGAGGUGGAGUGGGUAUUAUUUUUAAAAAUGGAGAUGAUCUUCGUCAGGACAUGCUGACUCUGCAGAUGAUCCAGUUGAUGGACAUCCUGUGGAAGCAGGAGGGCCUGGACCUGAGGAUGACCCCUUAUGGCUGCCUCUCCACAGGAGACAAGACUGGACUGAUAGAAGUAGUCAUGCAUUCAGACACCAUUGCCAACAUCCAGCUGAACAAGAGCAACAUGGUGGCCACUGCAGCCUUCAACAAGGAUGCACUGCUGAACUGGCUAAAAUCCAAGAACCCAGGCGAUGCAUUAGAACAAGCUAUAGAGGAGUUCACUCUUUCCUGUGCUGGGUACUGCGUGGCAACAUAUGUGCUGGGCAUAGGUGACCGGCACAGUGAUAACAUCAUGAUCCGGGAAACUGGACAGCUGUUCCAUAUUGAUUUUGGUCACUUUUUGGGGAACUUCAAGACUAAAUUUGGUAUUAAUAGAGAACGAGUUCCUUUCAUCUUAACUUAUGACUUUGUGCAUGUCAUCCAGCAAGGAAAAACUAACAACAAUGAGAAGUUUGAAAGAUUCAGGGGUUAUUGUGAAAAAGCCUAUAUGAUUCUGAGGCGCCAUGGUCUUCUCUUCCUGCACUUGUUUGCACUGAUGAAAGCUGCCGGCCUGCCAGAACUCAGCUGCUCUAAAGACAUUCAGUAUCUAAAGGAUUCCCUAGCUCUUGGCAAAACAGAUGAGGAGGCACUGAAGCACUUCAGACUAAAGUUUAAUGAAGCCUUGCGAGAGAGCUGGAAAACCAAAGUGAACUGGCUGGCGCACAACGUAUCCAAAGAUAACAGACAGUAGAGCAACAUCAGCCCGCACACUUGCUCCAAGAGAAUGUAAUACGUGCACUGAGUCCAGCAAUUGUAGACAGGUUUUUCAAGACUGAUGAAUGUUGCCAUGUUGAAGGUCCCCCACCUGUGUUCCCAGAGGUCAGACACUUCUGCAUGACUGAAAAAUUGUUGUGACUGUCAUCAGCCGCGUAAUCAUGUCUGCUGUAGAUCUUUGGGGGACAAGGAAGAGACAUGAGGCAAUAAAAUUACUGCAUACAGUGAAAGGUAGGUAGAUGUACUGUACCCUUAAGAACUUAAGCUUCAAAGACAUCUUCUAAUGGAAGAGUUCAGGCAGUUGUAACAUCCUUCCAGUGUGUUAAUGUGUGUAUUUCUAUUUUCUUGAAAAUUUAGCUGAACACUGAGGACCUAGUAUCCAUGUAGCUGUUAUAUAAUAGCCCAUCUUCUAGGUCCCUACCAUUACAGCUCAGAGACAUUAACUUCACCGUGUGACUGCUCCUCCUACCCUGUUUCAGUGUACACCAAGGUAGGUCAGCUUAAAUCACCACUUAAGCUGACUUGGACAAAUUGUUUUGCUCUGCAUUGUGACAGGGUAAAAAUAUCCAUGCUGUCAUAUUACUUUCUCUCUGCUACAGAGGCCAAAGUGUUCUGAAACUGAACUGGAACCCAUCUAUUGCUGUCAAAAAACUGAUGCCACAAGAAUGGGAUUGGAUUGACCAAUGGGUUAGCUAUUUUUGUUUGCUUUCUGCAGUCAGACUUUAGUUGAGCCUCAAGCAAUUCCUGGGUUUCUGUGUUUAUUCUGUUUUUAAGCCUGAAAACAGGAAGCUUGCAUUUUCAAAAUUGGCAUGUAAUGGUUGCUACAUGUACCUCCUGUUGGGGUGCAUUAAAGCUAGUUUGCCACCUGGUUUCCCUGUAAUACAUGCAUGCAGGGCACUGACCUACACCUACGUAAUCACUGGGAUACAACACUGUUAAUUCCAGUGUUAGCUGGGACAGAUGGUACCACUCUGUGUCUGUGUUAUUUGGCCAGUCUGCCUUCCUGUGUAAGGAUAGAGGAGUGCCAGAUGAGUGGGUUUAACACUGAAACACACACUUACAGUAAGGUACAUCUCAACUCUCAUCUUCUUACAAAUUUAUUCCCAGUUCCUUUCUGCACUCUUCCUCCUUUCAACCAUGGCACACGACUCCUCGUCUGUUAUUAGAGCUGGUGUGCAAAGACUGUGUGUCUGUACGGGGGUUCAGCCAGACAGCAAGCUGCAGUCAUCUGUGCUGGUACCUAAAGCAGGACAAACUGUCUCCUCCAGCCACCUCCUGUUCUCCCUGCUGCCUCUGUCUCCUUCCCAAGCAGAAUUUGUCCCAAUCUCCCACAAGGUGCUGUAAUCAAUCAUGUAUUUCUACUCAUGUGUCAUACUUUUGUCUCCAGCUAGUGUCCUCACCUGGUGAGCAGUUCUGAGCACUGGUGUUGCACAGGGACAGAUGAACAGGAGCCACUGCUACCACUCAGUGCCUCUCACGUGAGCAUAGCGAGGUGCAUCGAGCAGGCUGCAGCCUACAGGUCAGGCUGGAAGAUAGGUGCAGUAGCAUGGUUAGUACCUGCUUCCUUUAGCAGUUCCCUGGGGUGCCUCCUUCCAUUCCCCCUGUUCUCCACAACAUCGGGUUCCUACAGAGGUGCUAUUGUUCCUGCCUUUUAAGGAAUAGCAUAGUCUAAUUUUCAGGAUACCCCUGAAGCUGAAUCCUGUAUUUGAUUUGUAUGCCCUUAAUUAGGUUGAGCAAUUUUCUUUUAUUUACUCUUACUUACGUAGGUUAAAAAAAAAAGUCCUGUUUCUCCAGUGACAAGAGAUGUACAUAUUGUCAAAUGAUGGAAUACUUUCUCUCUCAUGUAAAUUUAGCUUUCGUGUCUGGUUUACAAUAAUUCCCACACAACCAGCAAGUUUAGGACAGAAACUGAACUGGCCUGUUUGUUUGUGAUGGGUCUUCCCUGUCACAGGAUAAAUUUGAUUUGCUAGUAUUAUUUGUAUUGAUAGUAUUUUUGCAUCCAGCACAUAGGUACAGCUCAUUCCUGACUUGCAGCUCUUUCUAAUACUUUAAAAUCAGGUACUCCUGUACUUUAGAAGAAUGCUGCCCUGUGCUGGCUGUUUAAGUCAACUUUUUUUUUUUUUUUUUUAAGAGGGUAUGUAUGUUUAAAUAUAUUUGUUCUUCAUCAGCUGCAUGGCCAAGUUAACACUGCCUUAAAAAAGCAACUUCUACCCUAAGUAGAAAUGAAUAGUAGUAGGUAAUACUAGGUUUGGUCAGUGAAUAGAAUAUGAAACACCUUUAAUAAACCCUUCACUCAUUACCUUUUACAUACAAACAGAUACUAGCAGAUUAUGAUUUAGUGUUAUGCUGUUACCAAUAUAAAUUCUGAUUUAAAGUACUGUUUUUCAUAAAAGAUGUUAUGCUAUGAAGUCUAUUCUCUGCUGUUUUGUAUGUAUUAAUAUAAACCAGGUUGCCUCUCAUAGAGCACCUGUUACUAGAAGCAGCAGUUAUAUAGAAGACAACUCAUUUUAACUUUCUAUAACCCUUGAAGGUCCCCUUUUUCUACACCUUUCAAAUGAUACUGUAUGUGGCUGAGAAGUGGCCAGAACAUUUCAAGAUAGAAUGGUAUGUACCCUUCCAAGGGAACCAAAUUACGUAUUAACACAUUCCUCUGUAACAGUUCUUCAGCCUAUUGUUUAAUAGUAAGUAGUACUGAAAGUAUGUUAGCAGCAAGUAGUUGUUUUUGCUGUACUGAGUUACAGACCCUACUUAGCUAGAACUGAAAGUUAGCUUCCUGUCUUCCUGUAACUAUACAUUUGACCAUAACACUAGAAAAACAACAGCGAAUAAAUGUGUACAAACUGACCUGCAGGAAACAAAACACCAUCUUGACUGGAGCCAGCACUCUAGAACUGCUGCUGCUUCUAGAGAUUAGACUAAAAGAAAUUUCCUGUAGUCUUUGAGUACUGUCCUUUGUGAAAGACGAGCUCUCUGCAAUAUGCUAUAAAUUACUUUCACUGAUGUGGUUCUCCUGAAUCUAGAAUACUACUCACAAUUUUCUUGAACUGAACCGCAGGUACUGUCUCAGGUUUCAAAUCUUAAAACAGUGAAUCCAUAUUUGCAAUUACAAGUACAGUAUUAUGAAACUGAACUGGUCAACAAAUUAUGAGAGUAAACCAUCAGACUUUUUUUUUUCCAGCUCUUUUAAGUAUUGUAAUUUUCCUUUCCUGUGCCAGAUUAUAUAGCCUCAAGCUUCAGAGGCUAGGAGGGUGCUGGGCAUCACAAUUUAAAUAAGGAGUAGGUAGAUGCUUGCAUCUCUUACAUCUGAUUAAAAAAAACCCCAUUGCCAUAACAACUUGGACAAAUGCAAAAGUUUCCAUGGGGUUAGCAGAUUACCAUGUGUCAGCUGCUCUACCACAACUGAUGGUGAGCGAGCCUGUGCUUUCAUAGCAAGCUGCUGCUGUACACCAUCUGAUGACUCUGUUGCUUACCUUAUUUUCUUCCCCCAGAACAACAGGUCACAUGAUGCUACUUCCCAGUUAAUGCAGGACUAAUGCACACAAUGAAUGUCUGGUAAGCACCUUGUUUGUGCAUCAAGCCUUUCUGUCACCUACCCUCUAAGACGAUGCUCUUGUAAGGUUCCAUCAUUGUCCUGUAAAGAUUUGAUGCCAUCUUUUGGAAUUCUUCGAGGUUUUUGGUUUUUUUUUUAAGAGCAGCCAGAUUUGUGGAGACCAAGCAUUCUGCACCCAAGCUUCAUGGAACAUAUAGAAAAUUUGCCAGAAUCAUGGAAUAAAGUAAGGGUGGCAGGGGUCCUGCUGAAAUACUAAAUAGUAAAUGCAAAAAGGAAAAUAGAAGCCCAACACUCAAGCUCUAACAGUUGUUUCGGUAUUAAAAGAAAACACUGUAGGAUUUAGAGCUCUUUGCAUGUUCAUCAGACAGUGAGAGAACAGUCCUGCACCCAUCUAAACCACUGCUCCCUCGCUCAGGAGAGGCAGACAUUUCUGACCUCUUCGUGUUCCCUCUCUUAGGGUGCUAUGUCCAGAGUGUUUGCUUGCAGAGUUCCCUGUGGCCAGACAACUUUGCUCCAUUUUAGAGAACAGAUAAAUAUUGCCAUUUCCUUCCUCAUUAAACUAAUUUACAGAGCAAAAAGUAUGCAAAAAUAUCAGGCCACACGCAAGCUGAGAUGCACUGAAACCACAACCACCUCAUCAGUGGUUUGUACGUUCUUGUGGAAGGGAAGAAACAUACUACAAUUCCGUAAAUGUAAAAGCAAUUCUUUUACAUUGCCACAAACUGGUAAUCCAGGAUCCUGCCUGUCAUACUGCAGCAAGGCAGUCUUACCUAGUAGUCUCCUUAGUCACUCUUCUUAAGUCACCUGGUUUGCAGACUCACAGCAGUUCAUACCUUCAGCCAUUGUUUUGGUAGUGUUUCCAGAAAACUCGGGCCCUAAUACAGUUUUACAGAAGUACAAAGCAGCAGUGGCUCAUGCCAUCUGUCCUUCAAUUUUAAAAGUGCAAUAAAACAAAGUUGUAUCAGUGUAAACUGCAAGAACUGAGCAAUUCCAAAGGUGUUUCUCAAUCCAGCACAGUUUUACAGAGAGGUUGGUUACUUAGUCUAGAAAGCUGACUUACCUACAAGAAGAAAAAAUAUCAGCGAGUCAUCAAGUAAACCUUCUUCCUUGUACACCACUGGAAUAGCAUCUUGAAUGAAACUCUGAUGGCUAUACUGGGUCAGCAAAGAGCCUUUGACUCCAAAUUUACAGAACAGCAGCUCACCUGAUAGUUUUCAGCAAGUUGAAUUGUACUGAAGAGUGAAACUUAAAUCACUUUCAACUAUAUUACAUUUCACUCUAAGUAGCUUCUGUUUUUAUAAAUAUGCUCAAAGUGAUACCCCUUUCUAUUUCUAUUUAUUUAGAGAUGUUUCCAUGAUUAUUUUUUUUAACUCUGUACAAAAUGAUUGUGCUUAUUCUGUUGCCUUUGAAAAAAGAAGUAUUUUUUUAAGCCAAACAGUGGUUCUGUAAGAAGAGAAUGUUUACAUGUUUAACUUUUCAGUUGCUUUAGGUACAUUUUUUGUAAGUAAAAAAAAAAUAAAAAAAUGAUUGAUAAAUUGUA
Messenger RNA from Harpia harpyja (harpy eagle), 8806 nucleotides. RefSeq names its product phosphatidylinositol-4,5-bisphosphate 3-kinase catalytic subunit delta (gene PIK3CD). Gene Ontology annotation, molecular function: 1-phosphatidylinositol-3-kinase activity; 1-phosphatidylinositol-4-phosphate 3-kinase activity. Lineage: Eukaryota; Metazoa; Chordata; Aves; Accipitriformes; Accipitridae. The record is from RefSeq and is a predicted model, not a curated record. The transcript is spliced from 24 exons. The coding region runs from base 553 to 3693 and encodes 1046 amino acids. Gene Ontology annotation, cellular component: plasma membrane; cytoplasm; phosphatidylinositol 3-kinase complex. Gene Ontology annotation, biological process: phosphatidylinositol 3-kinase/protein kinase B signal transduction; phosphatidylinositol-mediated signaling; phosphatidylinositol-3-phosphate biosynthetic process.